This is a messenger RNA of Budorcas taxicolor (takin), 981 nucleotides long. RefSeq names its product pancreas associated transcription factor 1a (gene PTF1A). The record is from RefSeq and is a predicted model, not a curated record. Gene Ontology annotation, molecular function: DNA-binding transcription factor activity, RNA polymerase II-specific; RNA polymerase II transcription regulatory region sequence-specific DNA binding; protein dimerization activity. The transcript is spliced from 2 exons. Gene Ontology annotation, biological process: developmental process; regulation of transcription by RNA polymerase II. Bases 1 to 981 code for a protein of 326 amino acids. NCBI's taxonomy places the organism in Eukaryota, Metazoa, Chordata, Mammalia, Artiodactyla, Bovidae.
AUGGACGCGGUGCUGCUAGAGCACUUCCCCGGGGGCCUGGACGCCUUCCCGUCCUCUUACUUUGACGAGGAGGACUUCUUCACCGACCAGUCUUCUCGGGACCCUCUGGAGGACGGCGAUGAGCUACUGGCCGACGAGCAGGCCGAGGUGGAGUUCCUCAGCCACCAGCUGCACGAGUACUGCUACCGCGACGAGGCGUGCCUGCUGCUGCAGUCCGCGCCUCCGGCGGCCCCCCACGCACUCGCCCCGCCGCCCCCGGGGGGUUCUGGAGAGCCGGAGGACUGCGGCGGCGGCGGCUACUGCUGCGAGGCGGGGGCGCCCCCCGGCGGCUUCCCUUACUCGCCCGGCUCUCCGCCCUCGUGCCUGGCCUACCGGUGCGCCGGGGCGGCCGCGCUGUCCCCGAGGGCGCGGCUGCGUGGCUUGAGCGGGGCGGCGGCUGCGCGGCGGCGGCGGCGGGUGCGUUCCGAGGCGGAGCUGCAGCAGCUGCGGCAGGCUGCCAACGUGCGCGAGCGGCGGCGCAUGCAGUCCAUCAACGACGCCUUCGAGGGGCUGCGCUCGCACAUCCCCACGCUGCCCUACGAAAAGCGCCUCUCCAAGGUGGACACGCUGCGCCUGGCCAUCGGCUACAUCAACUUCCUCAGCGAGCUGGUGCAGGCCGACCUGCCCCUGCGCGGCGGCGGCGCGGGCGGCGGCAGGGGGCCCGGCGGCGGAGGGCGCCUGGGCGCGGACAGCCCGAGCAGCCAGGCCCAGAAGGUCAUCAUCUGCCACCGGGGUACUCGGUCCCCCUCCCCCAGCGACCCGGAUUAUGGCCUCCCUCCCCUUGCAGGACACUCUCUCUCUUGGACUGAUGAAAAACAACUCAAAGAACAAAAUAUUAUCCGAACAGCCAAAGUGUGGACCCCAGAGGACCCCAGAAAACUCAACAGCAAGCCUUCCUUCAACAACAUAGAAAACGAACCGCCCUUUGAGUUUGUGUCCUGA